UGAGAUCGCUGCAUCCUGGGGCGCGAUCUCGUCUCCAAUCUGCGAAUCACUUCUCAUCUGUCUCAAUCUCUCUCCAUAUCUUGAUCUAUGAAGCGCUGCAAGUUCCGAGUGAUCAAAGAGGUUUUAGGGUUCUUGGAGGCCGCGCUCAUGGGUUGCUUCUUCGCGUGCUUUCGGAUCAAAAACGAUGAAGAUGGGACAGAGACUCGUUUGUCGACCAAUUCGAUCCCUUUCAAGAACAGGGAUCGUUUGGUUUCAAAGAAUCACUUUGAUGCUGUGUCGCUUUGCGAAGAGAAAGGUUCCCCAUGUGUGAAAGUUCGACAUCCAAGUUUACAAGAAGAUCUUGGUGAGGGUAGCAUAAGCAGGGAUCUUGAGCAUGAGGCCAAAUACCUGAAAUCUUGUGGUGCGCUACUUGAAACCCCCGCUGAAAUCCAGAGAGCAUCAGGAAAAAUAGUUGUUCAAACUCCACAAGAGGAUGGUGUACACUUGGAUUUCCAUUCCUGGCUUCCUGUGGUACCUUGUAAGAAACUUCAAUGGGAUGAACAAGUGAAUCCGAUUUCUGAUUCUCCGGCACAGGUGGAUAAUUCAGAUUAUCUGGAACACAUAUCCAGAGGCUGUAACUCUGAUGAACGUCAAAUUUUGGCAAAGGUUGUGCAAUGUGAGGAGAUUAAGCAUGUGUCUGCAGUUGAGUCAAUUGUUGAAUCAGUAAUGUUGGAUAUUUCUCCAUCUAAAGCUGCCACCAAGGUUGCAGUGCUUGAUUCUAAUGAUUCACCUUAUCCAACUCCAUUGAAUUUAACCGAUGAAAUGCAGACUCCUGGAACAGUUCAUCCAACCAACCAGGAGAAUAUCAGAGCUAGGAAGAAUGGUAGGAUCCGAACACAGUAUGUGUAUCCUGUUUUAAAGCCUGUGGAGAACAUAUCCCACUGGAAGGCACCAAGAGAAGAGACUUCUCUUACUCAAUCAGCUGAUCAUUCUGAGAAAGAAAAGAAAAUUCCAAGUCCAGAUUUUUGGGGAAGAGGACAGCAGAUUUCGUUCACUCCAGUGCCUGCAGAUUCAAAAUUGUUCGAUUCCUCAAGCUUCUCAUCUCCAAAUGAAAAGAUAAGCCAAGUCCAAAACAGAUGUUCUAGAGAAGAAUCUGUCCAUGAUAAUAGUCUGAGUAGCCCGGCCCUACUUUUCAAAAAUGGUAAGCAGCAACAGAACCCCAAUGUGGACACUCCAAAUCUUGUUAUUUCAAGCUUAUCUCCAUGGCUGAAGCCUCCAUUUCCAGAGGAUGAAAUAAGGAACAGCGAGAAUAUUGCAAAGGAAAAACCCCAUUCUGAAAAGAGUUCUGAUGCAGGCAGGCCUAUUAUUGGAAUUGUUGCUUCACACUGGAAUGCUGAUGACCUCUCCCAUAUCUCGUGGGAUGGAAAUGGAAUUCCAAAUACAACAACAAAGUAUAAGGAGAAUCAAAAGGUUAGUUGGCAUGCAGCCCCACUCGAAGAUAGGCUGGAAAAGGCUUUAUCAGAUGAGAAACUUCUCCCUAAGAGGAAGCUUCUUAACGGGAGACCAGUUGAGUUUGAUUGAGAAUGAUGGCUGCGGAAAAAACAGAAGUUUACUAAGCAAGCUCAGUUGCAUGGGAAGUUAGACAUUGAGGAUACACCUCGCUGACAAGCAUUGGUUAUGUUGUAUAUUGAUUCGUCCCUUUUACAUGCCUGCAGUCAUUCUCUGAACUGCUGCUCAUGGAGUGGUGAGGCUGUGGCUUCCAAUGUAUAAAACUAUAAAUGAUCCUUCUUUUCGAAUGGUCAAAUGAAAAAUUGUUGUA
Molecule: messenger RNA, 1798 nt
Organism: Elaeis guineensis (African oil palm)
Lineage: Eukaryota; Viridiplantae; Streptophyta; Magnoliopsida; Arecales; Arecaceae
Product: protein JASON
Biological process (GO): male meiosis II
Source: RefSeq, a predicted model, not a curated record